AUGCAUGACCCCAUUGCCGACGCAAAGGCGCAAGAAGCAACGCGCCGCUAUGAAUUCCGCGCCGCAACAAGGGCAGACAUACCAGCGCUCCAGCAGAUGAUUGGCGACUCGCUGCGAGCGCUGGGAAAAGGGUAUUACACGCAGGCGGAACUCGACGGCUCGAUAGGCUACCUGUUUGGCCCGGAUUCAGUCUUAAUCCACGACGAGACAUACUUCAUCCUCCACCCGGUGUCGCAGCCCGAGGUCAUCUGCGCGUGUGGGGGGUGGUCGUUCCGCAAGACGCUGUAUGGCGGCGACUCAGCGCCGUCGCUGCUGCGCAUGCCCGAGAAGCGCGACCCGGCCGUCGAGCGCGCGAGCAUCCGCGCCAUCUUCACGUCGCCGGCGUAUGCUCGUCGCGGGCUGGGCACCAUGAUGAUGCGGUACUGCGAGCAGCAGGCGGCGGCGGGCAAAGCAGGCGAGACGGCGGGCUUCUCGAGGCUGGAAAUGGGCGCCACGCUGAGCGGCGUAGCGCUGUACGAGCGGUGCGGCUACGUGAGGAGCGGGCGCGAGGAUGCCAUCCUGUGUCCCAACGGCGCGCAAAUUCGGAUCCUGCACAUGACCAAGGACGUGAAAGACGGUGAGGAUGCGGAUGGAGGCGCGCCGUAAGGCGUGCCGUGUCCCAUGCGAACAAAGGGCAUUAGGCGUGCGACGUCUGUCGAGAUAAGCGGUGCUCGCCUUGGAUCGUAACCCCACAAUAUGGGCUUUUUGGCCCAGCGCAAAUGAUCCGGCUGAUGCGCUGGCAUGGGAAGUGAGAUCACCUGGGCCUUGCCUUAGUGCCUUCAUGGGGGACCUCGCGGUAAGACACCCGAUGAGGAGAAUCGACUUGCUUUGUGGCGCGGCGAUACCACAAUCUUGAUUAGGGAUGCAAUACGAGGUCAAGAAAUCCAUUGGCUCUGCUCCUUACUCAUCGUGCGAUAUAUUUGGAGUCGCUUGGUCCGUUUACUUUUUCUUUGAAAUCGUCAGUCAGAAACGUCUUUGCCUGGUAUAUAUCAAAUCUCAAUUGCCGCUCUUC
Messenger RNA from Exserohilum turcica Et28A, 1051 nucleotides. RefSeq lists its product as uncharacterized. Lineage: Eukaryota; Fungi; Ascomycota; Dothideomycetes; Pleosporales; Pleosporaceae. Bases 1 to 645 code for a protein of 214 amino acids. The record is from RefSeq and is a predicted model, not a curated record. Gene Ontology annotation, molecular function: acyltransferase activity, transferring groups other than amino-acyl groups. The transcript is spliced from 2 exons.